AUGGAUAUUGACGAUAUUGAAGAUCAAAAAGAAGUUAAAAACAGUCGCUGCACUGGUCACUUGAAACUGUUAAGCGAAACCGAUUUGGAGGGCUACCUUCAACUUCGAGAUCGUUUUCAUACAGAAGUGGCCAACGCUAAACGUGGCGAGAAAGUCGAGAUGUUCAACAAAAGACUUAAAAUAAUUAAAGAAUAUGUUGUAAAACAUGACGAAAACGACUGGAAAAGGAGUUUUGCGACAGGUGUAAUUUUUCUCGAGAAUUCCAUUGCGAUCAACAUCAAGCAAUUGAUCCUUUUAAUGGGCAAAUGCAAGUCAUCCAUAAAUGGAUCGCUACAUCAGCUUGGCUAUAUCGCAAGGCCAGCAUCAAAGGAAACAGAUGAGCAAAUCAUCCUCUCUAUUCCAAUUUUCAACAGAGACAGGCGCGAGUUGAAGAAAUGGACAAUAAGGCAAAAGCGAAACGCUCGCAGAAGACAGAAUGCCAAGCCUAAGAGCCCAAUUGAAACAGAACCAACGCCAGAGGAGCCAGAAACAGUCGUUGAGGAGAAGAGAGAACAGCCUGUUCUUGCAAAGACUGCCGAAGACGUUUGGGCUAAAACUAUCAAUUUCCCUGUUCCUGCCAAAUUUAGGUAUAAGAUGUUUAACUCCUAUUUCCAAUCAAUUCCAAUUGUUGCUCAAAUUUAA
Trichomonas vaginalis G3 is the source of this 681-nucleotide messenger RNA. Its product is annotated as transcription-initiator DNA-binding domain ibd family. The record is from RefSeq and is a predicted model, not a curated record. The transcript has a single exon. NCBI's taxonomy places the organism in Eukaryota, Parabasalia, Trichomonadida, Trichomonadidae. Bases 1 to 681 code for a protein of 226 amino acids.